AUGGCCUUACAAGUCUUGCAUGCUCAUCUAGGGUCUGCAUUCAGUACGAAUCCGCAGUCUUUCUCAUCGAUCGACGAGUUCCGGGCAUGGGUUUCUCGAAAGACAGGCAUCCAACCACCCAGCCAGAUCCUGCUGACUGAAGGAGGCAAGCCAGCGAAAUUGCAAACACUCCAUGUCGAAAACGAGAUUUUCCUAUACGAUCGUGGUAUCCUGACGUCCUCUACUUCUGCCUCUCGAUUACUCCCUCCCAGAACCUCCUUUGAACCAUAUACCACACCAGAUCCUCCUCAGUUUCGUGGAACUCAUGAGCUGAAAACUAUACAAGCGAUAUCGAAGGAGCGACGGGACUGGGCAUCAAAAGCCUUGAGCGACACUACUAGCUCCGUCGAGAGAAUAAAGCAAUUCGAUAUCGAAACGACAACUAUCGUGCGCGGUGUCACGAUCGCUGUAGACAAUGUGAGACGGCACAUGACAAAUAUUCGGCCUCGAUAUGAAGGAACGAAGGCUUGGGCAGAAAAGGUCUUGAGGGACCAAAAACGUUUGUUGGAAACUUGGCGGCCGGAUUACGAAGACUUGGGGAGUGUAAUAGUGAAUACAGAAUUCAAUCGCUGUCUAAGGGAUGGGAAGCAGGCGCUCCAGAGACGUCAAGAGAGAGGCUCUUCAGACUUGCUGCUCCAAGACUAUGUGGAUGGGAAGACGCUCGAAGCCGCUGGGGGGGCUGCAGAAGAUAUCUUGGGACAAUUUGCUGCUGACCUAAGCGAUCUGGAGGCCAUAUACACAUCAGUAGCGUCAGAAUCGCGGCAGAUAAUAGAUGCUUAUGAGAAUGUGUCGUCACUCUUGGACAGCGAAUUGGCUGAUCAGGCAGGCCGCCUGCAGGAGGAAGUCGAGGUUCUAUCAAAGAAAAUCGCUUCCGAUUGUCGAUACAUUGGUGAAAUGCCUGACGAUGCAAAGAACACCAGCCAAGCGAUUAAGACUUCGCAUAUGCAUGAGAACAAUUUCAUCCCUUCAAUUAUCCAGACUGUGGAUGAAAUCGCCGACCUCGGCCGGCAAGUCGUUCAGCGCCAAGAGGAAACAAUGCGUUCGUCUAUUCUCUCGAUGCAGAAGAUAUCAACCGUCGAAUUCGAAUUAGCCUCCAUUAACGACAAAUUUUCAAAGAUGGACAUGGAUGACAAGGCGCAGGAGACCUUCGACCUCCUAGAUUUCGUAUGCAAUUUACCCUCUAUGUAUGGCGCCUUUCUCAUCGAGUAUGUAAAGCGCUUUGAAUGGGCACAGAAAAUGCAGUCCGCGACCCUAGUAUCCCGCGACGAUUCAUCACCACAAAGAAAGGAAGAGACAAGACGGCGAAAGCAGUGGCAAAAGGACAAUGACUUCGCACUUCAAUUCAACCAAUUAGGGAACGUGGGCUUCACGAACGAAAAUAGUGCCACAUCAACAGAUUCUGGCAUGCCACUGGCUAGUCAGGCAGACAUAUCCAGCUUUCUUGAGCAGCUUGCUUCAGUCGAGAGCAUGAAAGAUGCUUUGACGAGUGUACGGGAAGCUGCAAAAUCAUUAGGCGCCCAGCAAAGAUCGAGAAGCCAGAAGCUGAAUACUUUUAAGAACGGCAGUCUGCAUGAAGCGUCCCGUGGUCGAGGUUCCGAAAUGCUUCUCAAUGGCAAACAAGACUUCGACGAGCUUCAGAAGGAGAAAAUGAGGGUCGAUGAUAAGCUGAAAAGCGCGGAAAGCCGCAUUCGAAAAUUAGAAGAUUUGUUGCACCGACAAAGUCAGUUUCAAAGGCCCACAAGCUCAGGUGGUUUCGUACCUGGUAAUUCACCGGCCUUUGAAAGGCAAUUGAAUUCGCCGCCCCCGAAUUACACGUCUGCUCUUUCAAAAGCGCGCGAAACUGGAUCUCGGAGGUCGUCAACUUCAUCGCGAAGAGUAUCGCAGAACCUAGAUUCAGAAGAAAAGACCCUUGCACAGCGGAUAGUAAGCUUAGAAACAGAUCUCACGGCCCAAAAAGCGCAAGUGAGCAAAGAUGCUUCUGCGCGGCUUAAAAUUGAAGAAGAUCUGAAAAGCCAGGUGAACGAGGCCAUAGCUAUUAAGGAGGACUUACUCAGCAAUAUGGAAUCUCAGCAGCACGAAUUUGAGAGCGAACGUCGCUAUCUCGAGCAAGAAAAUUCGAAGCUGACGAUCAGGCUUGAGGAGUUCGAAGACGAACUUGAGAGAAACAAUGAUCACACUACAAACUUACAGGCCCUUCAAGAAGACAUCGUGCGACUGCGACAAAGAAGCCACGAGCUUGAGGAAGCAAACCAAUUGCAAGUGCAGCAUCAAUUGGGGCUUGAGAACACGGUCAAUGAGCUUCACGAACAUAUCGACCAGCAGGAAAGGUCGCGAUCUCAACACUAUGAGGCUCUCCGUAGAGCUCUUAUCCACCUUUCUACCGAUUCAUCAAUUCCUACAGACCUCGACAAAAUGGUGGAGACCAUUGGAGGGAUCGCUCUAAAAUCAACAGAGCAACAAACUCAGCUUCGCAAUGCCAUUGAACGGCUUCAGGCAGAUAAUGCUUCUUUCGAAAAGCAUCUUCAAUCGCGUGGUAGCGAAAAUGAUGAUCUCACGGCGCGGCUCUCCCGCAAGCAGGCCGAGUUGGCGACAUUGACAGAUGAAGUUGCAACGAAGACUACGGAAAAUACCUCACUAGGACAACAACUUGAUUCCACUAUUGCGCAACGCAACGCGUCGAAAUCGAGGGCUAGCGCGUCUGAGAAGGAGAACGAGAGUAUAAAGCAGCAGCUAGCUGAGGAGAGAAAUGCUCAUGAAGACCUACGAAACAGAUUUGCCAACUUACAAGGCUACCAUGGUGAUUUGGACGAUCAAUUGCAGGACAAGGCCAGUGAAUUAGCACAAGUAAAGCAGAAAUACCAAACCGCUACCACUCAUAGCCAAGUACAAGCGGACAGAGCUGGUGAAGUGUCGAGACGUCUCCAAUUGCAGGUCGAGACGCAGAAAAAGUUGCUUGAGAUGGUCGGCUUGAUGAUCACUCGGCAGGACGAUAGUAUGGCUAUUCAAAGAAUGCCAAAAAUAGCAAAUUCCGCCAGCACUACGAUCACCGACCCCACGAUGUCGAUGAGACGAAGUUUGUCAGGGAAUCUGCCUACUAGAGCCGAUCUUGAAAGCACGCUUGACUCUGGUGCUCUAUACUGGGCCGAGGCAGAGUCUCCUGAGCAGGCUGCUACCCGCUAUGAGGAAUUCACAACGCUCAUCUCCGCAUUCGAUGUCGAUGUCUUCAAUGAGGCAAUCUACAAGCGGAUCAAGGACAUUGAACACAUUGCACGUAAGUGGCAGAGGGAAGCCAAGUCUCAUAGAGACAAAGCCCAACGAGCUCAAAGUGAUGCGCAUGACAAGAUAGCCCUUCGAUCUUUCAAAGAAGGAGAUCUGGCACUAUUCCUUCCCACCAGAGACCAGGCGACGAAGCCAUGGGCCGCUUUUAAUGUUGGCGCUCCGCACUACUUUUUGCGGGAACAGGACUCCCACAAGCUCGGAAAGAGGGAAUGGCUCAUCGCUCGGAUAUCCAAGAUCGAGGAGCGCGUAGUAGAUCUGUCCAAGUCCAUGAGUGGGCUGAAAGUCCCGGGCGAACGCUUAUCAUCCGCCAGCGGGGUUUCCAUUGACAAUGAAAACCCAUACGAGCUUUCUGAUGGUCUACGGUGGUACCUGGUCGAUGCAGCUGAGGAAAAGCCAGGAGCUCCGAUCAGUAUUGGAAUGGGAAAGGCCACCGUUGCAGUGUCCAAAGACGAGGAGCCGAUGAAAGCCAGCAUCGGUAUCAAAAAGCCAUCGGAUCGCAAUGAACACCAAUUCCCGGAAAAGCGUUGUGGCAAACACGUCGGCGCCAGGGGGCUUGAGACGAUGCUUAAGCGGACUGACUCGAAUAUCUCUCGAAACACGACCGAGAGGAGAUCUUUCGAGGUCCCUGACUCGGCGACUACGGAAGCGUCUCGGAUGCAGGAGAUUCAACCUGCUGAAAUCGCUUCACCAGAUGGAGUACGGAGUCUUCGUCGUCCAGAAAUACCAAUGAUGGCUGACAGCAGCUAG
Bacidia gigantensis is the source of this 4065-nucleotide messenger RNA. RefSeq lists its product as uncharacterized. Gene Ontology annotation, cellular component: Atg1/ULK1 kinase complex; extrinsic component of membrane; phagophore assembly site membrane. Gene Ontology annotation, biological process: autophagosome assembly; piecemeal microautophagy of the nucleus; positive regulation of protein phosphorylation. Gene Ontology annotation, molecular function: molecular adaptor activity; protein kinase binding. Bases 1 to 4065 code for a protein of 1354 amino acids. The transcript is spliced from 2 exons. NCBI's taxonomy places the organism in Eukaryota, Fungi, Ascomycota, Lecanoromycetes, Lecanorales, Ramalinaceae. The record is from RefSeq and is a predicted model, not a curated record.